Messenger RNA from Danio aesculapii, 2513 nucleotides. RefSeq names its product furin (paired basic amino acid cleaving enzyme) a (gene furina). Gene Ontology annotation, molecular function: serine-type endopeptidase activity. The record is from RefSeq and is a predicted model, not a curated record. The coding region runs from base 594 to 2444 and encodes 616 amino acids. Gene Ontology annotation, cellular component: Golgi membrane; trans-Golgi network. The transcript has 16 exons. NCBI's taxonomy places the organism in Eukaryota, Metazoa, Chordata, Actinopteri, Cypriniformes, Danionidae. Gene Ontology annotation, biological process: peptide hormone processing.
GUCCGUAGACUACCUCUCCACUCCAGUCCAUUGGAUAGAGGUGUAUUUUUAUAUCUUGUUUGUUUACUUGAUUCCGCCGUUUGCAGCGUUCCGGCAUGCGUCCAUAACUAUGUUGGCGUGCCGGUCCAAAGGUGGCUCAGUCGAACCGGGUCUUAGUGAUGCCGUAGCGUCGCGUUGCGUGCGACAGAGCAAGCAAACCUAUCGCAAAGUUUCGCUAUUGUACAGCAGAUGAGUGCGCGUGGACUUUAGGACAGUCCAGUACGUCAGGACACCUCAGCCUGUCCUCCUGACUACACUACUUUGUUGGGAUCCUGAGUUUAGCUUUGUUUUGGGGACAUUGUUCGUCGUCAGUCAAACACGGAGGACUUUUCGUCGUGUCCGCGGACAGGUUUAGUGGAUUUACCGUGUGUCCAAGGAAACGGGAGAUUACACGCUGAUGCUGUUGAGGUGAUUCCUGAAGCCUUUCUGAGUCCAUCUCUCUUAAACGGCUCCAUCUCUACAUGUGCCGGGAGCAGCACGGAUUUAGCGGACCGCUGUGCUGACAGACUUGGUGACAUUAGGAACUCCUGCCUUGGUUCUCACCAGUGUAUCUGAUGGAUCUCAGGCUUGCCUCAUUGACGCUCUGUACACUACUGGUUCUCCUGACCUCUGGGCCACAGCCAUCCAUUGGACAGAAGGUUUACACCAACACAUGGGCCGUCCACAUUGAGGGAGGAGAGGAGGAAGCCGAUCGGAUUGCUGAAAAGCAUGGCUUUGUGAACCACGGGAAUGUAUUUGGAGAUUAUUAUCACUUCAGGCACCGCACGGUGGUGAAAAGGUCUUUAUCAGAGCACAGAGGAACACACAUUCGUCUGCACACAGAACCCCAGGUAAUGUGGGCAGAACAGCAGGUGGUGAAACGAAGAAAGAAGAGGGAUGUUUACUAUGAGCCCACCGAUCCCAAGUUUGCACAGCAGUGGUACUUGUACAACCAAGACCAUCUUGACCUCAACGUGAAAGAUGCCUGGAAGCAGGGUGUCACUGGACAAGGGGUCGUCGUGUCCAUAUUGGAUGAUGGCAUUGAAAAAAACCACCCAGAUCUGGUUCAGAACUAUGACCCAGAUGCUAGCUACGAUGUUAAUGAUGGCGACCCGGACCCUCAACCUCGAUACACCCAACUCAACGAUAACAGGCACGGGACGCGUUGUGCUGGAGAGGUCGCUGCUGUGGCCGAUAAUGACAUCUGUGGUGUCGGAGUGGCCUAUAAUGCCAAGAUCGGAGGGGUGCGUAUGCUGGAUGGAGAAGUCACUGAUGUGGUGGAGGCUCAGUCUCUCAGUCUCAACCCACAACACAUUGACAUCUACAGCGCCAGUUGGGGACCUGAAGAUGACGGCAAAACUGUGGAUGGACCUGCAAAAUUGGCCAAAGAGGCUUUCCAACGCGGCGUAAUAGAGGGCCGUGGUGGACGUGGGUCCAUCUUUGUGUGGGCUUCGGGGAACGGUGGCCGCAUGAAGGACAGCUGCAAUUGCGACGGCUACACCAAUAGCAUCUACACGCUGUCCAUCAGCAGCAGUACGCAGAACGGCAACGUGCCCUGGUACAGCGAGGCCUGCUCAUCCACCCUCGCCUCAACCUACAGCAGCGGAGGCGUCAAUGAGAAACAGAUUGUCACUACAGACCUAAGGCAGAAGUGCACAGACUCCCACACCGGCACCUCGGCUUCAGCCCCUCUGGCAGCAGGAAUCAUCGCCCUUGCCCUGGAGGCCAAUAAAAAUCUUACCUGGAGGGACAUGCAGCAUCUGGUUGUGAGGACGUCCAACCCUGCCCACCUCACCACCAAUGACUGGAAGAUAAAUGGAGUGGGUCGGCGAGUAAGCCAUUCUUAUGGAUAUGGUCUGCUGGACGCUGGGGCGAUUGUAGCCUUAGCAAAGAACUGGACAAAUGUGGGACCUCAGCAUAAAUGUGUCCUUUCCUUGGUGUCUGAGCCCAGGAAUAUCGGGAGUCAUUUGGUCAUCAACAAGACUGUGGAUGCAUGUACUGGAAUGGCCAACUUUGUGAGCUCAUUAGAGCAUGUUCAGGCUCAGCUGACCCUGUCCUACAACCGCAGAGGAAACCUGGCCAUCUAUCUGAUCAGCCCACAGGGGACCCGCUCCACACUGCUUCCUCCCAGACCUCACGAUUACUCCUCUGAGGGCUUCAAUGACUGGGCUUUUAUGACCACCCACUCCUGGGAUGAAGACCCUCGUGGAGAAUGGACGCUGGAGAUCAAAAACGUGGCUGGAACCAGUGACUAUGGCACCCUGACUCAGUUCACGCUGGUUCUCUACGGCACAGCUUCUGGUUUAUCCAGCUCCUCAAUGGCAGACUCCAGCCAGACAGCAGACAGCAGCUGCAAAACCUACGACCUCAAUCAGAUCUGCACAGAGUGUAACCCGGCUUCUACCUGUACCAGAAGGGCUGCGUAAGAGACGUCCAGCCGUUUUCACCCCAGGCUCCCGUCCCCACUAUCCUCAAUAACGAAGCUGUCAUCCGUC